This is a messenger RNA of Daphnia magna, 2547 nucleotides long. RefSeq names its product fibroblast growth factor receptor 3. Lineage: Eukaryota; Metazoa; Arthropoda; Branchiopoda; Diplostraca; Daphniidae. The record is from RefSeq and is a predicted model, not a curated record. The transcript has 9 exons. Bases 929 to 2389 code for a protein of 486 amino acids.
CAUUUCUCUUGCGGCCGUUUUCUAGUUAAUAAGAGUUUGUAGGUCUCAAACGGAGGACGGAACGUUGGGGAAGGUAUCGAAAAUUGUGCUUGUAGUAUAAGUUAUACGUGGGUAAUUUUAGGUUAAUAACUGGAUGUAUGUGUUCCACUUGACCCGGAAGUUUAACAAUGGAUCGUUAUUGACAACAAUUAGAUUUUGUAAGUAGUCUAAAUAGUAGCUAACGUGCGUUUGAACUGCAUGGGUGGUAUGCGUUACUGAAAUGACACACCAUAAGAAAUGUGACACCAAAUGCAUUUGCAGGGAAAGGGCCUAUGCAAGAAACAUAACAGGCCAAGUCGUAAAUGAAAAGUACGGUGAAACUAGAAAGAGAAACAAGUUAGUAAUGUUAUGCAGAGUAGCGUAACCCAAAAAAUAAGCGCUUCCAAACAUUUUGCAUGCUGUUUACGAUUGUUAUGGAGCAUUCGCUACGCAUCUGGCCCUGUAGCUUUGCUGCCCGUUGGCUUUUCUCGCAAUCUGGUGUUAUUUCUAACAUUACAAAGAUGCUUAUAGUCCAUCUCGUUCUACGCAUAAAAGCAAAAGCGGAGUAGAACAAGGUUUCAGUCGACAUUCAGAACUCGCUUUCAUCACUCACUCGCUAAUGGUUUGCUAAUGGGCCAUUUCUUUAGUUAACUAACUAUCGUUUUUGUUAACCGUUUCUCUUUCGAAUUAGUAUCUGAUCGUUUAGCAGUGUUCAAUUUCAAAAUUUAAAAGAGAUGCUUUUGAGCAAUGAUCCGGCUCGAAUGUGAUAACACUUUCUUAAUUGAUAGAUCCCACUUAGAAGUAUAACUUGCACCAGCUUACACAUUCCUCUGUAUGUCUGCAGCCAAGUAGGACUUGCUUGUUGGAAAAGGAAAUCCACCUGAAAAUUAUUCAACACGAAUUUAGACAUAUGGAAAGGCUGUCUACAAUCGCACAGCUAGUGUCUUUUCGAUUGAUUCUCGUUGCUGUUUUGAUAACUUGGAUUUCACCAACGCUAUGUAAAACUAUUCACCAUCAGCACACAACUAAAUUAUGCGGUCUCUAUGCGUAUGAGGGAGACAACAUAGCGUUCCGUUGCCCAGAAAAGUUGGAAUUUCCAAUGGCAGACCGAUUCCAUCCCACUGUUGAAUGGUACUUCAAUGAUGGAAUUAUGGAUAGAAAAAACCAUCGAAGACUACGCUUCUCGAUCCGUCGAAACUCCAUUCACAUCGAUAAUGUUCAACGGGAAGAUGAAGGUGUCUGGGCUGCAAGACCGCGUUCUCCAGAGCAAUUCCAGCACGAUAUUAGUGAUUCUCGUUCAAAGACGUUGGCUACCUGUAAUUUCACGCUAGGAGUUCUAGAAAAUCCCAAAAAUCCUAGAUCACCUCCUAGAGACAGUCAAAUUUGGACGUCAGCCUGGGAAGGAAAAUCAUUUGAGCUUGUGCAGGAAAUAAAAGAUCUCCCAUUCAUUGAAAGUGACCGCAGUAAUUUAUCGUUCCAGAAUAGACGAAUUGGCGAACAAAAAAAAGGUCUGCGAUUGAUAGCGAAACGUAUUGGAGAGUCGUUGGCCCUUAAAUGUCCUAGUUAUGAUUAUAGAUCCUCUUCGCAGCCGAUAAUUGAAUGGAGAAAAAAUGGGAAAACAAUUCGGCGUUCGAAAAAUCGAAAUCAAUGGCUGCUAAAAAUUCAAGCGUUAAAAAAAAAAGAUUCCGGCGAAUACGAAUGUGUUAUAUCUAAUAUCCACAACAGUGCGAAUUUUACCUUCCACUUAACAGUGCUACGUAAAGAUGCCUUGCUGAAACCGAAAUUGUUGGGAACGCAGAACGUGACAGUCCGGGUUGGAGACACUGCCCGUCUCAACUGUAACAUGGCAUCUCGGGAUCGCGGCUUUUCCACUGUCGAGUGGCUACUCCAGACCAGUAUCAAUGGAUCCAAUGUCGACUCUACGGGGGCUCCCUUUUUUGAAAUUCUAGAUGUAGAUUAUUCCGACGGGAAAGAUAGACGAGUUCUUUCGAUAGAGAACGUCACGUAUGAAGACGACGGAAAAUACUUUUGUGUGGUGAAAAACCAGCAUGGAACAUUCGUUCAAAGUUCUUGGCUAAUCGUAGGUGACGUAGAAGAUAUCUUUUUUAACGAGUUUACUUACCAAGUUUCCACGGUCGGCUCAGUGUGUGGGGUUGUUUUUAUAUUAUCUAUUGCUAUUCUCUUCGUGUUAGUCAGGUCAAAGUGCAGACGCCAAAGGGAAAGACGAAGAGCUGAUACUCGUAACAAAUCUCCUAUUCUGAACAAGAGAGAAACUAAUUCACUGUCAAAAGAUUCGCCAUGUGAAGCAAAAGCUGUAGCCCUGCAGGCCUCUCUUUUACCAGAACUAAAUAAAAAUCAACCAAAUAAUUAACAGGCUAAAUAGCAACAACAAACGAGCAGUCAUUGGAAGUUGUAUGCCCACGAAUAUUCGCUCUGAUAUUUUUUUAAAAUGUGGAUUCCCAUUUGCCUAUUUGUUUUCCAAAAAGUAUCGAAUAACAAUAAAUCCACGGUCGUGGGUCAUCUUCAAUA